AUGGCUUCUUCUACCAACCGGUACCCCGAGCAUGAUCUGUCGCAGUUCCCGAGCCAGCUGCGCGGCAAGCGCAUCCUGCUGUGCACCGAGUCCUUUGGGCCCGUCAACGGCGUGAGCCGGACGACGUUGAUGCUCGUGACGCACCUGCGGCAGCACGGCGCGCAGGUGGCCGUCGUCGCGCCGCACAACCACACCAACCACAACAUCUUUUCGCCGCCGCCCUCGCCGUGCCUCUCGCCGGCCGACAAGCAGCCCGAGGUGCGCCUCACCGGCUACCCGCUGCCCUUCAACCCGGAGCUCUCCGUCGUCUACCCCGUCCGCAACUCGACCCUCUUCGCCCGCACCUUUGGCCCCGACGCCCUGCCCGACAUCAUCUACCUCGCGUCGCCUGCCAGCCUCGGCUUCCAGGUCAUGCUGCAGCUGCGACAGCAGCCCGCAGCGCGCCAGAUCCCCGUGCUCUGCAACUUCCAGACCGACCUGGCUGGCUACUGCGACAUUCUCUUCCCGGCCCCGCUGAGCCACGCCGCCGUCUUCGCCUUUGACGCCGUCCAGAGCUACCUCUUCCGCCACGCCUCCAUCAAGACCAUCUUUUACCCCUCGCGCUUCGUCAAACGCUACCUUGUCAAGCAAAAGGUCCAAGCCGACAAGCUCGAGCUUCUUACCCGCGGCGUCAACGCCGACCUCUUCAACCCGAUCCGCCGCAGCGAGCAGCUCCGCAAGGAGCUGGCCCCCAACGGCGAGACCAUCUUUGUCACCAUCUGCCGCAUCGCCGGCGAAAAGGGCUUCGACUUUUUGGCCAAGGCCGCCAAGGAGAUGGACGCGCGCGGCCUGCCCUACAAGAUGGUCAUUGUUGGCGGCAACCGAAACCCAGACGUCGAGAAGGAGGUCCAGGAGCUGUUUGGCCCCCUCCGCGAAGAGGGCAAGGUGCUCUUCACCGGCUUCAAGGUCGGCGAGGAGCUCGCCGCGUACUAUGCCAGCGCCGAUAUCUUCCUGCACUGCUCCGUCACCGAGACGUUUGGUCUCGUAGUCCUCGAGUCCAUGGCCAGCGGCGUUCCUGUCGUCGCCCGUGACGAGGGCGGGCCCUCGGACAUCAUCGCUCACAGCGACACCGGCUUCCUCGUCCCACCCAACGACAUUGAGGGCUUCGUCGCCAAAGCCACCAAGCUGGCGUCGGACAAGGCGCUCCGCGCCCGCAUGGGCGAGGCGGCCCGCGUCGCGGCCUGCGAGUGCACCUGGGAAAAGAUCAACAACAAGGUCGCCUGGCGCAUGGCGGACACUAUUGCCGAGCGCGGCGAGGAGAUGGCCCAUGCCGACCCGGAGCCGUCCUCGCGCACGCUGUCGCAGGACGCCCAGCAGCUGGUGCCCCUCUACGGCUGGCUCAUGAUGAACAAUGCCAUGCGCGAGGCUAUUGUCAGCCGCAUUGUCGACGCGCGUCUCGUUGGUGGCCUUGGCAUCAUUAUCUCAUUUUGGAUCAUUACUGGCGCAUACAUGAUGUUCAUCGAGUCCAUCAUGUGGGCCAAAAAUCGCCUGAGAGGCGAGCGCCGCUUGAGCGUCUCUGCAUGA
Molecule: messenger RNA, 1563 nt
Organism: Akanthomyces muscarius
Lineage: Eukaryota; Fungi; Ascomycota; Sordariomycetes; Hypocreales; Cordycipitaceae
Exons: 1
Coding region: 1-1563 (520 amino acids)
Molecular function (GO): glycosyltransferase activity
Source: RefSeq, a predicted model, not a curated record